AGCUUGUCACGUGAUGGAAUUAAUAGAGCAAAAACUAGACGAGGUGCUUUCCUCCCCAACGUCAAUGGAUUAUAAUAUAUACCGACUACCUAAAUCACUGGUGGAUGAAAAGCCAGAAGCGUACGUACCUCACAUUGUGUCCAUUGGCCCUUUCCACCAUAAACAACAACACUUGCAACACACGGAAACACGUAAGAUUCUUUACUUCCACAGGUUUAUGAACCGGACAGCCAGCUUGUUACAUUACGUUCAAGUUGUGGAAGAUUUGGAAGAAAGGCUUUACCAAUGUUAUCCUACAGAUUUAAAAAUUGAAAGAGACAGCAGCUUUGUGAUGAUGAUGGUAGUGGAUGGUUGUUUCAUACUUGAUUUACUUCUACAGUCCAAGAAUUAUCACAAAACUACACCCAUCUUGAAGUGGGAUUAUCAAGUUUCACAGGACCUGAUUUUGGUUGAAAAUCAGAUUCCAAUCUUUGUUCUUGAGGAAUUAUACCGAGUAUUCAUUAAUGGGGCCAGGGGGGUCCGCGAAGCCACCGCCACCGCCGCCGCCGCAACUACAGCUGAUCAUGAUGAUCAUCCAAUAACGACCCAGCUCUAUGAUCUUAUGUUGAAAUACUUUGUACAUCAUCUUUUGACAACUUUCCUUGGCAUGGAUUACGAUACAAUCUAUAACUCUUCUCGUGAUCGUAUUGAAAAUUUAAAACCAGAGUACAGACCAAAACAUUUGCUUGAUUUUUUACGAUUCAUCCUCAUCCCAAACUUUGCUAUACAGAGAUCGCCGGCGGCGGCGGCGGCGGCGGCGAAUGAGAGUAAUAAUAAUAGCAAAAAGAAUAAGAAGAUACCAUCAGCAACUUGCGCCAGCAGCAGCAGCAGCCGGUUGUUGUGCCUGCUAGGAGGAAUGGUGGUGGAUCCUCCAAAGAAAGAUAAUAAUGUGGUGGUACAUAUCCGGUGUGCUACAAAGCUGAAGACGGCCAGUGUCAAAUUUGAGAAGAACAAGAAGGCAACAAGCUUGUUGGACAUAAUAUUCGACGAAAACAAUGGAGUUUUGAAAAUCCCAACUACAAAAAUUCACGAAGGAUCAGAGAUUAUCCUUCGAAACCUAGUCGCCUACGAGCAAUACAUCGAUGACUAUAGUUAUAUUUCAGAGUAUGCAUCUUUCAUGAAUGGUCUCAUCGAUUCUCGUGAGGAUGUGGAGUUGUUGCAGGACAAUGGAGUUAUUGUGACGAUGCUGGGUGAUCCAAGUGAGGUGGCUCAAUUAUUUAACAAUCUUGUGAAAGAUGUUAUGUUCCAUGUUCAUUAUACUCUCCCUGUCCGUGGUAAAUUGGAGGAGUAUUACAAUAUACGGUGUCACAAAUGGAGAGCAAGUCUGAUGGGUAACUAUUUCAAUACUCCAUGGGCAUCCAUAUCAGUUGUUGCUGCCAUAAUGCUCCUCGUCUUGACAUUCACACAAACCAUUUAUACUAUCUUAUCUUAUCAUCCUUAGAUACC
Messenger RNA from Telopea speciosissima, 1485 nucleotides. Its product is annotated as UPF0481 protein At3g47200-like. Lineage: Eukaryota; Viridiplantae; Streptophyta; Magnoliopsida; Proteales; Proteaceae. The coding region runs from base 14 to 1480 and encodes 488 amino acids. The record is from RefSeq and is a predicted model, not a curated record. The transcript has a single exon.